UCUCUAAGCUUUGACACAGACUGUUGUUGAUGUGCACACAAAACAAACAAACAAACAGCUUCCUUCCUUCAUUUCUUUUCUUUCCCCAAUACAAUACAUUCCCCAAUUUAAAAACCGCCAUCUCUCUCUCUCUCUCUCUCUCUCUCUCUCUCUCUCUCUCAGAUCCUAAACGACGACCUCCAAAAACCCUUUUGGUUUUUACCCUCUAAUUCCAUCUCUAGCCUCUUCAAUCUACUUUUUUAAUUUCUUUAAUAUAUUUACACAGAUUUGUCUCCUUGUGAGUCCUUCCGGAAAUAGGAUAUUAUGAGCUGUAAUAAGCUCCUGAUAUUCGACUGUAUACCCGCUUAAUUGUCUUCUUCUGCCAAUUGGGGUUUCCAUUCUUACAUGGCGAAGAGGGUCUACGAAGUCUGGAAAGGAAGAAAUAAAUUCUUUCUUGGAGGAAGGUUGAUUUUUGGUCCAGAUGCCAGGUCACUGCCUGCUACAGUAUUGCUGAUUAUUGUCCCAGUUAUAACUUUUUGUAUAUUUGUUGGAAGACAUCUUCGCCAUCAGUUUCCAUCAUACAAUGCAGGAUCCAUAAUCAUUGUUGCAGCAAUCCUCUUCACCAUCUUUGUAUUGGUCCUUCUCCUUCUUACAUCAGCCCGGGACCCGGGAAUCGUCCCCCGCAACUCACAUCCACCAGAAGAAGAAUUACGCUAUGACAACUCAGCAGCACACGAAAUAGGUGGAAGACAAACACCAAGUUUACAGUUCCCUCGAACCAAAGAAGUUAUGGUCAACGGGAUUUCUGUUAGGGUCAAAUACUGUGACACUUGCAUGCUUUACCGGCCCCCACGCUGCUCUCACUGUUCCGUUUGUAACAAUUGUGUCGAACGCUUUGACCAUCACUGCCCUUGGGUCGGUCAAUGCAUCGGAAUGAGGAAUUAUCGGUUCUUUUUUUUAUUUGUGUCGUCUGCAACGAUUCUUUGCGUAUACGUAUUCGCCAUGUCAGCGUAUUACAUGAAGGUUUUAAUGGAUGAUUACCAGAGUACGGUUUGGAGGGCAAUGAAAGAGUCUCCCGCAUCUGUGGCUCUCAUGGCUUAUUGUUUUAUUUCACUGUGGUUUGUUGGUGGACUCACUGGGUUCCAUCUCUACCUUAUAAGUUCAAAUCAGACGACAUAUGAAAACUUCCGGUAUAGAGCGGACAACAGGUACAAUGUUUAUAACCGGGGAUGCGUAAACAACUUUCUAGAAGUUUUCUGCACGAAAAUAAAACCCUCGCGGAACAAGUUCCGGGCGGCGGUGCAAGAAGAAGUGCAGCGGCCGCCACCUCCGGCCACCACCCGGGAGGUCGCCGGAGAGGAGCCAGGGCCUGAGGAGCGGCGGAUGAAAGUGGAGGAUGAUCUUGAUAUCGGAGGAGAUUUAUUAAAGAUUUCUCAACGCCAUAACAUUGAAGAUAUUGAAUCAGCAGAUAUAAGAAGUAGAGGAAGUGAUAAUAAUAUUAAUAAUAAUAAUAACAAUAAUAAUAAUAAUAAUCAUUGUUCGGAAGUUGAAAUGGAGAGGCGUGGGCGUGCUUCUUCUUCGCCACCUGGAACUGGAAGACAUUCGAGUUGGGAUUUAUCACCGGAAGUUGUUGCCAUGAAUUCAAAGGAACGCCACCAAUGAUGAUUGAUUACGAUGACUCACACAUUAGUAGGGCUACUUUAGGAUUUUUUUUUUUUUGGUGGAUUUGGAUGAAUUUGUGUGAUGAUGAUUUGAUUGGCUCCAUUCUUUGUGUAAAUAAGUACUUUUCAAGACUGUUUUUGAUACUUUUGGGUUAUGGUGUGUUAUUAUUGUUGAAGGCUUAUUUGAAUUUCUUUAUAACCAAAUCAGCUUUUUA
Molecule: messenger RNA, 1855 nt
Organism: Lactuca sativa (garden lettuce)
Lineage: Eukaryota; Viridiplantae; Streptophyta; Magnoliopsida; Asterales; Asteraceae
Product: protein S-acyltransferase 8
Biological process (GO): peptidyl-L-cysteine S-palmitoylation; protein targeting to membrane
Cellular component (GO): Golgi apparatus; endoplasmic reticulum
Molecular function (GO): protein-cysteine S-palmitoyltransferase activity
Source: RefSeq, a predicted model, not a curated record